CACACGGCGCAGAAGAGAGUGAACUCCGGUGGCGCAUCCACAACCCCCUGUGACCAUUCAAAAAACUCGGCUUUGUACAAGUGCAAGUCACGCACACGGAUGUACGGACGUUCAAUCAGUCAGGAUACUUUGUACAAACAACCUGAACGCUUUACAUUGAGAAGUUGAAGAAAAUACCUUCCUAUGGAGUGAGGUGCUGCUGCUGUAAUGGAGCUCAGCAGGGGAGAGGUGCCACUUUACGGUCAGGUGGAGGUCUGUGUGAAACUGCCGGUGUCUGAGUUUGUUCAGGAGGAAACGGACUACUAUGUGGUGCUUGUGGGCUCAACCCUUCACCAUGUUACCGCAGCUCACAGGACUGAGGAUCACAAGUCCAUUAGGUUCACUGUGCCUGGUCACAUUUUUCCAGAAAAAUUAUCCGUGGAGGUCUACCACUGCACAAGGGAUAGCAAAAGUCCCAUCAGCCCUUUCUGCCAUUCAGGAAAGCUCUCUUUGCAGUACGUUCGGGAUGAGGUGCAAGAAGUGGCGGAGCAGCUGAUGAACUUUGAAGCCUUGACAUCCAGCAGCCAUCAGGACAUCCUAAAGAAAUUAUGCCCAAAGAAAAAGGUUUUCUCUGAGAAAAACCAUAUAGAACAGACUGGCCAGCAUGGAACAGAUGGUGUUUGUGAUCCGCAAGGGGGAUUGCUUCAGUUAGAGAGCCUUGCAGAGACAGAACAAGGGCUCAAUGUUUGCGAACAGGGGAAUUUAAGCCAGAGGGAAGUUUCAGGAACGGAGGAGUUUAAUCCAGAGCAACACAGUUCUGUUGAUGAAAAAGUCACACAGGCCUUGGCUAACUUGCACUUUUUGGGAUGGGACAGCCAGGCUGAACAGGAGAAGCAAGUUCUUCUUCCCAUGGAAACUCCUCUACAUGUGGCCAUGCGUUUGGGCUUCCCCCACCUCACUCACUUCCUUCUCCAAGAGUUUGACGGUCAGAUGAUGAUUUCCAUUGCCAAUGAGGAAGGACAUACUCCUGUAGUGCUGGCUGAGAAACACGGAGACCCGACGCUCAUCACUGCUUUAACACACUCCUCCAGUGGCAGUGCACUGAGGCCAGUGUGGAUGUGUCAGAUAUGGACUGACGGCUCUCAGCAGCUCAGAAUCUGCCCCGUCACCGACUCCAUUAGUCUGACUGUCAGACACCAGACUCUGAUAGAUGUAGAAAACAGCAUCCAGCUAUACAGAGAGAAGAGCAAAGAGCCGGAUAUACUCACACGGGUGCGGCGACUGAGUGAGCUGUCUGAGGGCAGCGUGCACAGAUCUGAUGAAUGUGAUGCCGACCUGAACAACUCUCUCAAAAUCGAGGACCAGACAUUGGUUGAUAGUGUCUUUGAAGAACAGCUUGUGCUCUGUCUGGAUGAGGAGGAUGAAGAUCUAAGCAUGUUUAAUUCAGAGAAGCAGUGUUCGUCUCCGGGCUCCUGCACUCCGUUUCACCUUCAUUCCUCAGCCGCUGCAGCCGUCAGGCUCACUGCCAUGCUCAAAGGCUCCACUAAGGACAGUGAGCUGAAUAUGAAGUACGCUGUUCCAGGUGCCACAGAGGACAGCUCUGGGACGGAUAGUGGCGUGUGGCGGAUGUCAGAUACGGGGGUCUCGUCACCAGGGACAAUAGAUAUAUCUCCAGCUGUUAAAGAUGAUGAAGGGCAAAGAGGACGACAUCUCGCUUCUCGGUCUUUUUCUCCCACCUCUCCAGCAGGACUGAUGCUGGAUAGGUUCAUGCGGGCCACGCGAACCACUGAACUGACCUACAACAGCUCAAGCUCACCCACAGAAUCAUGUGACCUCAGAAGUCCAAUCCUCUCUCUAAGCCCGAGUCUGGUGGCCUUGGAAAUGGACAGCGAGGAGGAUGACGAUGAUGACCUUUUAAUGAAGAAACCCCUCCCACAACUGCAACCAGAUCCCAAAGACAGCACAGAUGAGCAGGUUAUGUCCAGCCCCGCGCCUGAACUCAUUUGCACUCGCUCUCACUCCGCCUCCUCUGCCUGUAACCCCGCCCCUGCAAAGGAUGUUGAGCAGGGUGUCCGACUCCGUUCCUAUUCCUACACCUCCCCCAAAAUCAGCCUUCUGCCUCCUCGUUUCAGCCGAGACGCCCAUCCUCCACCCGCCGACCUCAGCCAGGAUGGCGUUCUCUCCAGCAGCAGUAGCAGCAGGUCUCUUCUACACGCCCUGUCUCUGUCUAAAUCUCUGUCUCUGCUCAACCCUGUUAAGCAUCGCUCUUCCAGCACAUCAGAGCAGCCUCAAGAGAAAAGGGAGAUAAGGUUUCGCAGGCGAGCUCAGUCGGCUGAUGAUGAGAGCAGUGCAGAGCUGGCCGACUCGCUCCAACAUCUCACGCUCUCCGAGUUCCUCAAAGAGAUUGAGGAAGAGGAAUGGGAUAAAUAUAUCAUCCCUUCCAAAACAGAGUCAGAGAAGUACAAAGUCAGCCGCACGUUCAGCUUCAUAAAGAGCCGAAUGUAUAGCACUCGCAACAAAAACAAGGGGAAAGGAAAAGAGAGAGAGACCAAAGACAAGCAGGUCAACGGACACCAGUUCACAGCGGGAUCUGUCCUGGGGUCAACACUCUGUGAGAUCUGCACCAAGCCAGCUUCAGGGAAAGAGGUUCUCCAUUGCAUGUACUGUGCGGUGAGUGUCCAUAAGGGCUGUAAGGACUCAUCUACGCCAUGCCUGAAGAAACCUCAAGACAAAUAUUCUGUGAUGACAGUUAAAAGCAAGACAGCCUCCCUCCCUCAAAAUUUUACAGUGCGUGAGAAUUCCUCAUCGUCCUCUCAGAUCUCUACCUCUGCUUCUCUUCCUGUGAUGACAUCACGAGACUCGGCUCCUCUUUCUUGUCCUCUGUCCAGAAGUGUGCCCAUAACCACGGAAAGGCUUAGCGAGAGCCCAGAAGCUGAUAGUGAUUCUCCUCUUUGGAGGAACCACAUCCAAUCAGAGGAGAUCCUCCAAACCAUGGAGUCCUCAACAUCCACAGACUCGUCCAUCAUUGAAGACUCGGUGGAUUCCCCUCUACAGAUUGAGCUGCUGAUGAAUGCUGUUGAUUUGGAGGCCGAGUCAUGGAGUUUAGCUGUGGAGGCCCAGUUCUGUAGGAUGCAAGAAAAACGCAUCAUCAAGAGACAGGAUGUGAUUUACGAGUUCAUGCAGACCGAGCUCCAUCAUGUGCAGACACUCAUGGUGAUGGCAGAGGUCUUCAGGAGGGGAAUGCGGGAUGAAGUGGGUCUGGAUGCAGAGACCAUUGGCCGGAUUUUUCCUUGCUUAGAUGAGCUGCUUCUCCUCCAUCGUGAUUUCCUGUCAGCGAUGAGGGAACGACGGCAAAGCUGCGUCCAGAACAACAGCAGCAAAAACUUCCUCAUCCACCGUGUGGGUGAUAUUUUUCUGCAACAGUUCUCCCAGGAGAAUGCAGAGAAGAUGAAGCAGGUGUAUGGAGAGUUUUGCAGUCAUCACACAGAAGCGGUCAGUUACUUCAAAGAGCUUCAGCAGCAGAACAAGAGAUUUCAGCUCUUCAUCAAACAACAGAGUAGCAACUCGCUGGUGAAGAGGCGAGAGAUCCCAGCAUGUAUUUUGUUAGUGACGCAGCGAAUUACAAAAUACCCCGUCCUCCUAGAGAGAAUACUGCAGUACACCGAGGAUGGCACAGAAGAGCACUCGGACCUCUCUCGAGCUCUAGUCCUGAUUCGAGAGCUGAUUUCCGCUGUGGACCAGUACGUGAGUCAGUAUGAGCAGAACCAGAAGCUGAGUGAAGUCUUGGGCCGCAUGGAGAACAAAUGCUCCACCAAACUGAAGACCGGCUGCACUUUCCGCAAGCAGGACAUCACCAGCGGCAGGGCUCUGCUGCACCAGGGCCCGCUGCUCUGGAAGACGGCCACAGGAAGGCUGAAAGAUGUUCUGGCGUUUUUGCUCUCUGAUUCACUGGUGUUCCUUCAGGAGAAAGAUCAGAAAUACAUUUUUGCUACUGUGGACCAGAAGCCUCCAGUGAUCUCUCUGCAGAAACUAAUUGUGCGUGAGGUGGCCAAUGAAGAGAGAGGCAUGUUUCUGAUCAGCGCAUCUUCAGCCGGGCCUGAGAUGUACGAGGUGCACGCAGCCUCUAAAGAUGAACGCAACGCCUGGAUGAGACUCAUCAGAGAGGCCGUGGAGAAUUGCCCUGAAGAGGAGGAUGAAACUACAAGUGAGUCAGAAGAGGAAAGGAGAGUCACAGAAGCAAAGGUCCAAAAGAUCCACCGGCUGCAAGAGACACUAUGUGGCCAUGAUCACCUCAUCUGUUCCAAUCUGGAGGAGAAGCUGCACAUCUAUGCCGAGCUGUCAGUGAUGGCAGGCCAGCGAGAGGCAGGACCAGAGCCCAGGCUGCUGGUACGACCCAGCACUGAAGACGUUCCCCAGGCUGGAGUACUGCUCAGCGCCGCACUCAGAGAGGCGGAGAGCCUAAGAGCUGCUCUCUCCUCUCAUUGUGCUUCCACUCCUCCCGUCCCGUCUGGUCCAGAAGAUCUGAGCAAACCUGAACCCUGCACUCCUCCAUCCCCUCUGCCUCCUGAAAAUCCACUGACAGACCCCAUCCCGAGUGAGGAGGAGGAGUGGAGAACUGAGGAAGGCUCGGAAACACAGACCUUUAAUCACAACUCGGACUCUGACCACAACCUACAGCUGAAGGUGAGUCAGAGUGUGCAGAGCUUGACUCAGCUGCUGUACAGUCUACAGGCUGCAGUUACCAUCCAAGACAGUUGCUAUGAAGUGCAGAGGCUCCUCCUCCUGUUGUCAAGCCCCACCCCUCACCCACAGUCCCGCCCACUGUCCAUCACCCGCAGCGGGCAGGCUCUGCAGGAGCAGGAGCGCCAGCGGGAGGCCGAGCGCCGUCGGGAGGAGCUAGCGGAUGUGGCCCGUCUGCGGGGAACCCUGGUACGAGAGCGCCAGCAGUGGGAGAGGGAGUGCCAGGCGCGGCAACUUCAGCACUCAGAACUGGAGACCACACUCGAGCAGAGGGAGCUUUUGUGCCACCUAGAGGAGCGGAGGCUGCAGAGCGAGCGGCAGGAGCUCCAAGAACAGUUACAGGAGUACCAACAGAGUCUGGAGAGACUCAGAGAAGGCCAGAGGAACGUGGAAAAGGAGAAGGAGAAACUGGAGACUCAGAAGAUCCUGCUGGAGGGCUUGAAGCAUGGGUGCCAGCAGAACCUGCCAGCUAUGGUCAUACCACUGGACGGACAGCAGACACAGGAUCACCUGGGCAUUCAGGACGAGCAUGGCUCUAUUUUUGUGAAUGAGGCAGCGUUCAUAUCUUCCUCUGUAAAUAACAGGCACCUCCACCUUCAGCAUCAUCCACAGCAUCAUCAUCAGACUGUCCAUGUGCACUCAGGAUCUAUAGGAUACUCAGAUUCUCCCAGCGCUCAGAACAGUCUUAAUUCACUGCUUGCCCUAUCCAACCACAGACCCAGCUCUGCUGGAGCAUCCGACCACAGCUGGACCUCUCUGAGGAGUCUGACAGAGCGCGCAAACAACAAUGUGGGUCAGAUCAGCCAUGUUGAAGAGUCUUGGUCGGCAGGUGUAACAGGAGCGGGCCUCCAUCAAACCGACGUCCUGCUCGUCAGCCAGCCCUUCCUAAGCAUGGAGACAGAAAACAGAGAUACUGAUGGAGAGGAGACCAUCGUGUAUCUUUGAAAUCAACAAACAAGCUUCAUCGCUGUUCAAACAAAAGCUCUUUGAUCUGCAGUUUGAGGAUCUGAUCCCACUUUUUUUUUUCAUUGGAUUUUUGUCUUCAAUCCGAGCAUACUUUUGGCCUUCUGUGACAUUCUCCAGACUUCAACAUAGCACUUUCUUUGGUACGUGUUUGAGAUGGGGCUUGAGUUUUGUUUUAUAGCCCGGAGCCUCCAGUGACCGAAUCAGUUCAGGCAGUUUCAGCUCACGUUUAGUCACAUACACGCACACAAAAUAAAAAUCCCCCACCCACAUUUCCGCAGAGUGUAUUUUCCUCCAACUGUUCAUGUCAUUUUACAUCAGGACAUAAAACUACUGACCCUUUCUUACAGGAGCUAAUCGACGGCUUGGUUUAAAGAAGCAUUCGCCGCCUACUGUGUGAGUCAGGGUUAUGUAUGCAUGUGUGUAUGUGCGUGUUAGUAUAACGAGGCACAUUUUCACCUUUUUCAAAGUCAGUUUCUCACAUUUAAAAACCGCUUUCAAAUGUCUGUAAGGAAAUGAAUGUGGAAAAUGAGUCCUGCCUUGCUCUUUUGAGAGUGUUCCUUGUUCUUUGGUGCACUUGAGCUUUUGUCUAUAAGGUCAAAUUAAAGGGACAGUUCACCUAAAACUAAAACAUUAUCAUUUACUCACUCUUUUUCCAAACCUGUUUGUCUUUUGUUUUUCUGAUUAACACAAAAGAAGGUAUUUUGAAGAAUGCUGGAAACCUGAAACCAUUGACUUCCAUUGUGUUUGUUUUUCCUACUAUGGAAGUAAAUGGUUACAUGUUUUCAGCAUUUUUCUUUAAUAUCCUAUUUUGUGUUCAUUUAAAGGUUUGGAAUUCACUUGAAGGAGAGUAAAUAGCGAGUACAUUUUCAGUUUUGGGUGAACCAUCCCUUUAAAUUCGUCAUUCUUGACAUCUUGAUACUUCAGGUCAGUAUGUUGGCAUAUCAGCUUGAAGUCUUUAUGCAUUAUGCAUCGUUUGUUAAAUGUAGAUCAACAUCAUUAUAAUCUUUGCUCUUACAUACAGUUGCAAAAAAGCAUAAGUUAAGGCCUGCUGUCAUUUCAGUCACACUUUAAAGAACAUUCAAGCCAUGAUUGUUAUAAAAAAAGACUAAGGACCAGUACGAGGAGUUAAUAUGUUACUUGAGUUAAAUUGACAAGAAUUUAAUGCGUGUUUCCAUUCUUUUGUAAUGGCUUCUCAUAUUGUGUGUUUUGUCUCUUCUUAUGCAUAGACCUUAUUUAUUGUUGAUAUUUUUAAGGAAUAAUUUGUAUGUACAUAGAGCAUGUUUUGUAUAAUUGUAUGUAGACCUGUGUAUCAGAUGUUAUAAAUGUAGUAAAUGUUCAUACAUCAGCUAUUGUGUUUUUCUCCUUGUUGGA
Danio aesculapii is the source of this 7056-nucleotide messenger RNA. RefSeq names its product Rho guanine nucleotide exchange factor (GEF) 28a (gene arhgef28a). NCBI's taxonomy places the organism in Eukaryota, Metazoa, Chordata, Actinopteri, Cypriniformes, Danionidae. Gene Ontology annotation, biological process: regulation of Rho protein signal transduction. The coding region runs from base 208 to 5664 and encodes 1818 amino acids. The transcript is spliced from 36 exons. Gene Ontology annotation, molecular function: guanyl-nucleotide exchange factor activity. The record is from RefSeq and is a predicted model, not a curated record.